UGUGUGUGUGUGUGUGCCCCCGAGCUGGUUUAGCUGCAUGCAAAUGACUUUCUAAAAGGGUGGUGGAUUACAAGGAGAAACUGGCAGUACUCUCAGACUUAUACUGUGGGAAGAUGAAGGAAGAUGAAGGCCCAGUGACUUAGAGCCUCUUUUCUGUGAAUUAACAAGAGACUGAUCAACUGCUUGCAGAAAAAGUGACAUUCCUCUAAAAGGACUUCUGCAGGUGGAGACUGAGCCUACCUAGUCUUGCAGGAGAAAGGAAAUAAAGGGAAUUAUUAAUGCAAAUGUAAGGAAAGUCAAGCUCAAAUAUACCCCCAAGGGCUUAAUCUGCAUGCAUUUCUUCUCUCAUUUUCAUUUGUUUGUUAGCAUGGGAAAAACAAUGUCCCCAGACAAAAGGAUUUUGAAGGUUUGUAUGCUGGUCUUUGAAGAAAAAGGUUACAAGAAGGCAAGAGAGUUUAAGUCAUGGGGAAAGACUUAACUCUGGCGUCAAGGACAAAGAAGAAAUAUAGCAAAGCUAAGAGUACUUUAAUAGUUUAAGUAAAAUAUUAAAUGAUGUGGCAUAAAAAUAUUAAGUUCUAUAAAUGCCUAGUUGUUACUCAGAAUUUAGUCUGCAAUAAUUCAGUCUUCAAAAAGAUAACUUUCUGAGGUAAAGCCAUUUUUCUUUUCUAGACAAAAUAACUUUUACAAGUUAUUUCUCUAGAUGCUACCUAUGAGCGCUCAUUAGCUGCCUUGACUCUCAGGGUGAAUUCUUUCAGUUUGGCGAUUGGUUCCUCAGCUGCAGACACAUUCUUGUUCCCUUCAUCUAAGUGGAAACUUUGAAAGUUAUGUAGUUUUUGAAACAAGAUGGAAUUCUUUCAAGUUUGUAUCUUAGGACACUUAAGAACUUGGAUUUGACUUCCAGGAUGGUUAUACAAAAAGUAAAAGAUCAAGUGCUCACAAGGUUAAAUUUCAGGAAAGCCCUCUUGGAUGCAAGACAAAGGCGGGGUGUAAAACGAAAACAAAAGUAGCUUGAGUUAAAGAGGUCAUUUGAUUUUAGUCUUCACUCAAGACUGCUCCUCUCUGCCCACUGAAACAGAUUGGAGCCAUGGCUUUGGAACACAACCAGUCAACAGAUUACUAUUAUGAGGAAAAUGAAGUGAAUGGCACUCAUGACUAUAGUCAGUAUGAAGUGAUCUGUAUAAAAGAAGAAGUCAGAAAAUUUGCAAAAGUCUUCCUGCCUGCCUUCUUCACAAUAGCUUUCAUCAUUGGAAUUGCAGGCAAUUCCAUAGUAGUGGCGAUUUAUGCCUAUUACAAGAAACAGAGAACCAAAACAGAUGUGUACAUCCUGAAUUUGGCAGUGGCAGAUUUACUCCUUCUAUUUACUCUGCCUUUUUGGGCAGUUAAUGCAGUUCAUGGGUGGGUUUUAGGGAGAAUCAUGUGCAAAGUCACUUCAGCCUUGUACACUGUCAAUUUCGUCUCUGGAAUGCAGUUUCUGGCUUGUAUCAGCAUAGACAGAUAUUGGGCCGUAACGAAAGCCCCAAGUCAAUCAGGAGUGGGGAAACCAUGCUGGCUUAUCUGUUUCUUUGUCUGGAUGGUUGCCAUCUUGCUGAGUAUACCACAGCUGGUUUUUUAUACAGUAAAUCACAAGGCUAGGUGCAUUCCCAUCUUUCCAUAUCACCUAGGAACAUCAGUGAAAGCAUCAAUUCAAAUGUUGGAAAUCUGCAUUGGAUUUGUAAUACCCUUUCUUAUUAUGGGAGUAUGCUACUUUGUCACAGCAAGGACACUCAUCAGGAUGCCCAACAUUAAAAAAUCUCGACCCCUCAAAGUUCUGCUCACGGUGGUGAUAGUUUUCAUUGUCACUCAGCUGCCUUAUAACAUUGUCAGGUUCUGCCAAGUCAUAGACAUCAUCUACUCCCUGAUCACUGACUGUGACAUGAGCAAACGCAUGGAUGUUGCCAUCCAAAUCACAGAGAGCAUCGCACUCUUUCACAGCUGCCUCAACCCAGUCCUGUAUGUUUUUAUGGGAGCAUCGUUUAAAAACUACAUCAUGAAAGUUGCCAAGAAAUAUGGGUCCUGGAGAAGACAAAGACAAAACGUGGACGAGAUUCCUUUUGACUCAGAAGAUCCUACAGAGCCAACCAGUACUUUUAGCAUUUAAAUGUAAAACUGUCUCUUGCUUCGAUUCACAUGAAUGAUGCUUCUCCCCAGAGAAAACAUCUGCUUUAUUCUGAAACUUAAAUGUUAAACACUGUGGUGCCAACUUAUAACAAUCAAAAGGUGGGGGAGGAUGGGAGAAUGUAGCAGCCAGGAAGAAGAGGAAAUGAAAUCACAAGUGCACAAAACAUGAACUUAACAUUAACAAUAUAGGAAAAUAGUAUUAACAGAUAUUAAUAAUGAAAACACUAUGCUAUAAAUUAGGCCAUCUGAAACAGAUUAAUACAGAGGCUUAUAUAAACGAGCAUUUAUAAUUAUUUUAAAUGAUCUAAAUUUUAAUAUAAGAAUGACUUCACUGCAUAAUUUCAGUACUUGAAUAACUAUACAGCAAAAUUUAAUCCUUUUUUCCCAUUUCGUAGUUUGUGAUUUCGUAAGACGCCAGACAGAAUAACAAUUUAACAAUAAAAAAAUACAUAAAAAGCUUUAAUGGCCCUUUUAAUACAUUCCUGGUAAAAUUUUUUUUCUUUUUUUUUCUUUUUCUUUUUCUUUUUAUCCCUGCUAAAUUUCUGAACACAUAAUUUGCUUCCAUGAUGUCAACUUUCUUUAAUAAUAACUUGGUUAUCUUAUUAGAUUUACAUGUAUACUCUAGAAGAAAUCUUUAGAUAAUCAUAUUUACCCAGGUUCCAAUUUUAUGACUUCCUAAAGGGCUCAUCCAUUUAUGUGAGUCUAUUACCGAGGGUUAAGAAUACAUUUUCUCAUGUAUAGAUUCUUAUUUUUUUGCUUAAGCACUUGUAUUUUUAAGCAAUGAAGAAACGUGACACAAUAAAUGAUUUCUAAUAACAUGUA
Messenger RNA from Felis catus (domestic cat), 2979 nucleotides. RefSeq names its product atypical chemokine receptor 4 (gene ACKR4). The record is from RefSeq and is a predicted model, not a curated record. NCBI's taxonomy places the organism in Eukaryota, Metazoa, Chordata, Mammalia, Carnivora, Felidae. Gene Ontology annotation, biological process: chemotaxis; immune response; G protein-coupled receptor signaling pathway. The transcript is spliced from 2 exons. Gene Ontology annotation, molecular function: chemokine binding; scavenger receptor activity; chemokine receptor activity. Gene Ontology annotation, cellular component: membrane. Bases 1085 to 2137 code for a protein of 350 amino acids.